GGAAGACUUCAAUAAAGACCCUCCCAGAUGGUAGCGUGUUGAUGCUCACUUCUGCUUCCACAAACUGAAGUCAGUUCAUUAUUAACUAGUGUGUUGAGUGAAGAACAGAACGGAAGGAGAUGGGAGCUGUGAUUAUCCCACGGAAUUUGCCGGUCGGAUACAGAUUCCAUCCAACCGAUGAGGAAUUCGUCGAACAUUACUUGACGAACCGAGUCCUCGGAAUCGUAGAGCGUCCCUGCAUAAUUCCAGAUGUUGACAUCUGCAGGUGGGAUCCUUGGGAACUACCACAGAAGUUUCAUGGUGAAUCAAUCAUUCCCCCGGAUGACAAAGUUCAAGAGUGGUGGUUCUUCUGUUUGCAAACAUCCCAACAGGCUAAGAGAUCUACUCCCUCGGGCUAUUGGAAGAAGACUGGUCCUGAUCGGAAUGUCAAGGCCAGAGAUACGAACAGAGUAAUUGGUACUAAGAAAACAUUAGUGUUCCACAAAGGUCGGGGCUCUAGGGCAAUCAAUACCAAGUGGGUCAUACAUGAAUUUCAUCUACUCGCCAAUGAUUUGAAUAGGAAUUAUGUUCUGUGUUGGUUAAAGCAUACACAAGAUGAGAAGGCUGAUAAUUCAACCCCGGAAUUAGCACAUGGAGCCAUUAACCUGGAGGAUUUGGAUUGGGAUCUUCAUCAACCUGAUCAUGAGGACUCAUUGCCUGAGCUGCGAAGGAAAAUACCUUUGAUCCAAGCAAUGAUCAAUUCACUGAUAGAGCCCCCAUUUCAGCCCAAGAACCAAGUUCAAGUUGCUUCAUCUGACCUCCUGCAGCUGCUUCAGCCUGCCCUGCGAUCACAAAGUAGCCUUCCCUCCAAUAUACAUCAGUUUAUGAAUACUGAGAGUUCAUCUUUUAUGGACUUCUCAUUGGAGAAUGGCACUACUGACGAAUCUAUCCAAUUGGAAUCAUUGUUUGGAACAAGUGAAGAGGAUGAAGAUUUCAGUAACAUGCUAAACGAAGAUCUUUUUGAAGAGGUUGAAGAUGUUGAGAUGCUAAGUGGAGAUUUAUUUUGUGGCGACUUCUUCGACGGAGACCAAAUGCAAGCACAGUAUGCCCAAACAUCUAACUCGCAUGAUGAACGUCCUGUUCUAAUGGAGAAUCGGCGAACACGAACAAUCGACUCACUCCAUGGUUUUGUUCCUCUUGAGGAAAAGAAAGGCAUGGUGGAGAAUAAGUUCAACGGCUCACUUGUUGCCCCCGAGAAACCUAUGGCACCUCCUGUACGCGCUGCAAGUGUCAAAUAUUAUGGCAAAGAUGAAGAGCCGAGGUUUAGAAAGGUUAAGCAGGAAACUGUAGCCAAAAGUAUCAAACCAGAAUGCAUAUAUUUGGAUGAAACAGCAGCCAGAGCAAAGAAUGGCCAAAUAUCUAUAAUGGAGAAUCGCAAAACACCAACAAUUGAGUCACUCCAUGGUGUUGUUCCUUUUGAGCAAAAGAAAGGCUUCAUACAGAGUAAAUUCAACAGCUCACAUGUUUCCUCCACCAAAUCUAUGGAGCUUCUGAAAGAGCCCAAGACUCCAAAAAUGCCCGAGUCUCCAAGAAUCUAUAUCAAUGAAGAACAGAGGCUCGAAAAGGUUAAGAAGCAGGGAAUUGCAUUGAAAAAUGUUAAAACAGAAUGUGUAUCUUUGGAUGAAUCUGCAGCAAAAGAGAAGGUACUAAAAUACAGAGAGCACGGUGGAACCAGUAAUUCACCGAGGAAGACAAACAACAAGGAGAUUGAACAUGCCAGAGAGAAAUCAAAUUCAGUGACUGCAUUGACCGGACCAUCCACCAAGAGCACAAACGGUUCCACAAAUCGUCCCCUGCGUAAUCUUGUGAACCUGCUCGGCGGGAUUCUCCUGCUGAUCGCCAUCACUUACAUUCACUUACCAAGUAUUUAAUUUAUAAUUUUCACUGCUAUUUUGCCCUGAGUGUGAUGCAGCAUCAUUGACAAGUACGAUUGUAAAAAAGGGUUUUGUAUGUUGUGAAUUCAGGUGUAUGUAGCUUGUCUUCCUUUUGAUGCUGAUGCUUUGGUACUUCUUUUUGCGUCAGCGGAAUUGGAAGAUCUCACUAGAUGUGCAACUGCUCUGUAAUUUUACUUUCUUCGUUCUCUGCUGUAUAUAAUGCGAAGAAACAAGAAGUUGCCACGGUU
Molecule: messenger RNA, 2161 nt
Organism: Syzygium oleosum
Lineage: Eukaryota; Viridiplantae; Streptophyta; Magnoliopsida; Myrtales; Myrtaceae
Product: NAC domain-containing protein 62-like
Exons: 7
Coding region: 120-1910 (596 amino acids)
Biological process (GO): regulation of DNA-templated transcription
Molecular function (GO): DNA binding
Source: RefSeq, a predicted model, not a curated record